Molecule: messenger RNA, 1779 nt
Organism: Saprolegnia parasitica CBS 223.65
Lineage: Eukaryota; Oomycota; Saprolegniomycetes; Saprolegniales; Saprolegniaceae
Exons: 10
Coding region: 1-1779 (592 amino acids)
Source: RefSeq, a predicted model, not a curated record
AUGCCAAGUGCCCCCACGACUGCGCCGAUCCACGCCCAACACCUCAACACCGAGAAGGACCUCCUCGUCACGCGCCUCCAGCAAGAGCUCACGGCAAUCAAGCAAAAGCUCGUCGAGCAGAGCGAAGAGCUCGUCCAAGUUCGGUCGAGCAACCUCAAGCUCCAAGAGAUGCUCAAGAAGAAGGAGAAAGACCUCCAAAGCGUGUUUGCGGUGAUGCGCGAGGGCAACACCCAAGGCGCUGCCAAGCGUCGAAAAGAGAUCACCGACCGCCUCGUCAACGAACUCCAGCAGAAAGUGCACCACGCAGAGGCGCUUGCUCAGGCCCGCAAAUUGGAGCUCGACGAGCUCAAGUACAGCUGCAAGUCCCUCCGACUUCAAGAGCUUCACAUUCAGGCCCAAGAGUACUACAAAGAAGUCCAGCGGCUCCGAGACGCUCUCGCCGCGCAGCCAGCAACCACACCGUCGCCUCGGAAGGAGACGCGCCUGCAAGCCAACAAUGUCGAGCCAGAAACGACGUUGCCUGUGCCCAAGAAGGAGCCAGUACCGCAGCCCAUAGCUCUGCCCAAGACCGAUGUCUCGGCGUCCAAAUUCGUCAAGCGCAAAAAGCAAGCCGUCAUUGAAGCAGAGUAUCGGCGACAGUGCCGCAUUGCCGAGCUCGCAGCGCAGUGCGAGAUGGAAGAGAACAUUCCGCGACAAGCCAAACGACUGGCCAAGCAAGCUGCGGUCGAAGCGGCUGCGCGGGAGCCUCCCAAGCAGUUCGAAACGACACCAAGCGAGCCCAAGAUCCAGGUGGCACCGCCCACCGUGACCAUGGCGACACCAGAGGUCCUUCCCACGGAGCCAUCACGCUGUCUUCAGCCUGCCUGGACAUGUCCCGUCUGCUUGAGCAGUACGAACCGAAAUGGGAGCAUGUGCGAGACGUGUGGCACGGCCCGUCCAUCGACCGAAGCCAACACGCUCGUGCUGUGCUCCAUUUGCACUCACCGACCGGCUACGCACUGCAGCGAGUGCGCUCCACCCGUGGUCGAGACACCGUGGCCGCACAUCAAGCCGGCGCAAUCGUCUCUUCUCGCAUCCUCGAUUCAAGUCUCCCAACGUACAUAUGACGCGCUGCUCGUCACGAUCGAGUGCGCGCGCGGCUUGUACGACGCGCAGUGGGUCGGGAAGCAAGACCCGUACUGCUUUGUCACAUGCGGCGACGUCUCGUUCCGAACCAGAACGCACGCGGACGGCGGGCGAGACCCUGCGUGGCACCAAGAGCUCACGUUUCCACCAUCUUGCCUCGACGCACUUAUGGCAAUCGAGAUCAAGGACGAAAACUACGUCCACCACGACGGCUACAUCGGCUGCUGCGAGCUACCAGCCACCGCGUGGCACUUGUCCGAUGUCACCAACGUCUGGCUGCCGGUGCAGCACCACGACACACGGGUCGGCGAGCUCUGUGUCUCGAUCCGGAAAUCGCUGGCGGCACCAAAACAAGAGCCCAAGGCAUCAAGCAAGAGUGUCGUCGAGGAAACCGCUGCGGACGACGAAGACGAAGACUCGCGUGCUCCUGUACAAGACACCCGCGACGUGACGCCGCCACCAACGGACCUUGUAGCCGACUCGGUGGACAUGGACGACGACAUCCCUGAUGUUGCCAAGGAGGAGGCGCCUCUCGAGGAGGAGCCCGUCGAAGAAAUGUCAGAGGACCAUGCGAUCGCUGUGCCAGAAAUGUCGACGGAGCACGCUGACGAAGAAGACAUAUCGACGAUCGUUUGGACGAUGCCGACAGAUUAG